UCGCAGCUCCGCUAUGACAUUUUCCAGUCAUCGAUUCCCUCAUCUUCCAUGCCUCUCUGACCCUUGCUUCUCCCUCCCCCUCUCCGUCUCUUUCUCUCUCUACCAGCCAUGGAGGUUCUGCGGCCCGCCGGCUCCGUCUCUUCUCCCGGCCGGCGCCUCUCGAUGGCGGGGUCGAGACCGGCGAGCCUCCGGAGGACCCAGCUGGGGUUCGUGUCCAGCAUUCGCGCCAGGCCCGUCGGGCUGGACUGUUCCCGCGGCGGAGCUUGUGGGGUGAGUGGGAAGGCGUGGGGGCGGCUGCAGGGGGCGAGGUGCACGGCGGAGGGGAUCGAGAGGGGCCUGCUGUUCGGGGACAGGGGCGGCGGCGGCGGAGGGGCCGAGGCGGCGGCGGCGGAGGGCGGCAUCGGGGUGGCGGUGCCGGAGAGGUUCAAGAUGGUGGCGCUGAUGGCGUGCGCGAUGUGCCUGUGUAAUGCCGACCGGGUGGUGAUGUCCGUCGCCGUGGUCCCUCUCGCCGCCACGCACGGCUGGUCCAGCUCUUUCCUCGGCAUCGUCCAGUCGUCCUUCCUGUGGGGGUACGUGUUCUCGUCAGUGGCCGGAGGAGUGCUGGUCGACAAGUACGGCGGGAAGAGGGUGAUGGCGUGGGGCGUGGCGCUGUGGUCGCUGGCCACUCUUCUCACCCCUUGGGCUGCCAACCACUCGACGGUCGCCCUUCUGGCCAUCCGCGCGUUCUUCGGGCUCGCUGAGGGCGUCGCUCUUCCCUCCAUGAGCACUCUCUCGUCGAGGUGGUUCCCGAGCCACGAGCGAGCGAGCGCGGUCGGGAUAUCAAUGGGCGGAUUUCACCUCGGCAACGUCGUAGGCCUAGUUCUCACCCCGCUGAUGAUGUCGUCCGUCGGCAUUUCAGGUCCAUUCCUUCUCUUCUCGUCGCUUGGACUGCUUUGGGUAAUGAAGUGGGCCAACGGAGUGACCAGCCACCCCCGAGAGAGCCGAUUUGUCAGUGCAUCUGAGCUGCGACUGAUCGAAGAUGGAAAAUCGAAUGCUGCGGUCCGGAACGGAGAGAUGCCGUCGAUCCGUGUUUUGUUGUCGAAGCCGGCGGCGUUGGCAAUCAUACUGGCCAACAUCACCAACAACUGGGGAUACUUCGUUCUGCUCUCAUGGAUGCCCGUCUACUUCAAAACUGUGUUUAACAUAAAUCUGAAGCAAGCGGCUUGGUUUAGCGCGGUUCCAUGGGGAACAAUGGCAGUAUCUGGGUACAUCGCCGGCGCAGCAUCUGAUAAUUUGAUCAAGGCCGGGUACUCUUUGACGCUAGUGCGAAAGGUCAUGCAGUCGAUCGGUUUCAUCGGGCCUGGAAUUGCAUUGCUCGCUUUGAAUUAUGCCAACUCGCCAGCCGUCGCCGCCUUAUUCAUCACAGUGGGACUAAGCCUCAGUUCGUUCAGUCAGGCUGGCUUCCUCCUAAAUAUUCAAGAUAUAGCUCCAAACUGUGCAGGAUGUCUUCAUGGUAUUGCCAAUUCAGCAGGAACAGUUGCUGCAAUAAUCAGCACGAUUGGUACCGGUUACUUCGUGCAGUGGCUUGGAUCCUUUCAAGCAUUCCUUACGGUCACUGCCGCUCUCUAUUUCGCCACUACCAUAUUCUACAAUCUUUACGCUACCGGAGACCGAGUUUUCUAGACGGAGACUUCAUCGAUUCCUUAUUGUCGCCGUCGUCGGGACAAAGCAAGUGGGUCUCAUUUAAAAGCCAUAGCUAUGAUUCAAAUUUUGUGUAUUUAGGUUCUUAGUACAGUUUGAAAAAGCAGUUCAAUGCUGUACAUAUAGCUUAUUCUUUGUUUUUCCCUAUUCACUUGAACUCUUAUCCCUCAUAUUCUGUCAAUUGUAACUCUACCAAAUGAGUGAAAACUAGAAAAGGCCAUUCCUGCAUCACAUUCAUUGGUGAGAUUACUUCACUAA
Messenger RNA from Eucalyptus grandis, 1938 nucleotides. Its product is annotated as probable anion transporter 3, chloroplastic. The record is from RefSeq and is a predicted model, not a curated record. Bases 109 to 1662 code for a protein of 517 amino acids. The transcript has 8 exons. Lineage: Eukaryota; Viridiplantae; Streptophyta; Magnoliopsida; Myrtales; Myrtaceae. Gene Ontology annotation, molecular function: phosphate transmembrane transporter activity. Gene Ontology annotation, biological process: transmembrane transport. Gene Ontology annotation, cellular component: plastid.